This is a messenger RNA of Rhagoletis zephyria (snowberry fruit fly), 942 nucleotides long. RefSeq lists its product as uncharacterized. Lineage: Eukaryota; Metazoa; Arthropoda; Insecta; Diptera; Tephritidae. The record is from RefSeq and is a predicted model, not a curated record.
AUGGCAACCGCCAGUAUUGAAGAGAACCCCUUGAACAUCUUCCGCAACUUGGACAUCAUCAAAGCCGAGCGCGUGGAGGAGUUUCGCCGUCUGGUGUACGAGUACGCCACCGCUCACCCCGAUGAGAUUGACCUGGUGGACGUGCGUUCUCGCAUUCGGCCACCAGACGAAAAUGAAGACAACUACCCGAAGGCGGCCAUUCCCGACUGGAUGCUCAAGCGGUUGCUCGUCUCCGCAAAGGUGCCCCUCAAGCUGGAAUUUGCCAUGGCCAAGUUUGUGGACGUCUUCAAGUUUCGCGCCCAUUGGAAGUUGUCGACGCUGACGGCGCGCAACACUCUUCCCGUGGAGUUCUACAAAAUAGUGCCCUUCAUUGCGGAUGGGGAAGACCGAGACGGCAACAGACUGAUGAUCAUUCGCAUACGCUACUACAAGAAGUUGCCGCAGUUUGAGGUGAUCAUCAAACGGGCCAUGGUGUACAUUGUCGAGCAGAUUGACCGUCUUUACGAGAGCGAGGCGCCCUUCAACGGCGUCGGCAUACUGAUGGAUCUGACUGACUUCCAUUACCGCAACGUUGAUUUAGAUCUACUGUACUUUAUCAUCAGUCUUGCCUUUAAAUGGCCGGGCAAUGUGCGCAGCGUCUUCAUUUACAACUUGCCGAUGAUCCUAAAGAUGUUUCUUUCCGUCAGUCAGAAGAUGAUCGACACGCUGUCUCCCAUUAAAACGCCCGUCAAGCUGACGUCGAUUGACAGCAAAUCAAUUGGCAACUACAUUGCUCCCGACCAAUUGCCUGACUUUCUAGGUGGUCUGAGGCCAGUGAAAACAGAGGUACCAGCCGAUGCAUUGCCCCUAGAGGAGAUACUGCACUCACUUGAGGAUCUAAUUGAGCCCGCCAAUGCUAAAAAAAUUUUGGAUUACGUGAAAGAGUUGAUGAAAAAUUAUUGA